Molecule: messenger RNA, 1058 nt
Organism: Drosophila santomea
Lineage: Eukaryota; Metazoa; Arthropoda; Insecta; Diptera; Drosophilidae
Gene: HLH54F
Product: POU domain, class 4, transcription factor 2
Exons: 3
Coding region: 228-977 (249 amino acids)
Biological process (GO): developmental process; regulation of transcription by RNA polymerase II
Molecular function (GO): DNA-binding transcription factor activity, RNA polymerase II-specific; protein dimerization activity; RNA polymerase II transcription regulatory region sequence-specific DNA binding
Source: RefSeq, a predicted model, not a curated record
GAGAGCCGCGCACUGAGGAGCAGAGUGCUCAAAAAGGAGACUCUCCCCGUAACCCUUGACAGAAGUGCUCUAUGUGCCACGCAGAUCGGACGUAUUUGACUCGCCACAGAUUGGUUUCGGUUCGGUACGGUUCCGUUUUAAGUGAGAAAGAACUGGGUGAUUGGAAGUUUAUACCCAAUUUGAAUAUAUUCCAAGUGAUUUUUGUGAUACCAUCUGGUUUUUGAACAAUGCCACGCAAGAAGCGCGCCUCCAGCCCCAUGGAUAUGUUUGAUGACGACUUCGACGAGGAUGCCAGUUCGCAAAGCUCACAGCCGCCGGUGCAGCGAAAUGCGGCCAAUGCCCGGGAGCGAAUGCGUAUGCGGGUGCUAUCCAGCGCCUACGGGCGAUUGAAGACCAAGCUGCCCAACAUUCCGCCGGACACGAAGCUCUCCAAGCUGGACACGUUACGUUUGGCCACGCUCUACAUCAAGCAGCUAAUUACGGCCGUGGAGACAGGCAGCCACUCGCAGAACCACCCGCACCACCCGCACCACCACAGCAGCAGCCAGCAGCACCUCAACCACAGCCACUCGAGCACCACCAGUUCCGAUGGCCUGGACACAAGUCACAUGGCAGACUCGUCCGGCGGAGGCAAUUACCAUUUCCACAACAACGGACACGGCAUGAGCUGGCCCUUUGAGUUCCACCAGAGCAGUCGGAGUUUGGCAUUUGCCCCAUCACCUGCAGCCACCUCCUCCGCGCGCAUGGAUUGGCAAGCCCUGCAUCCGCAUCCGCAAUCCUAUCCAAAGUCGUCCACACGAAGCGAAAGCCAUGUGGCAGCGGAUCUCAGUUACCAUCAGUUGCCGGAGUCGCACAGUCACUGGUAUCCGGCGGAAGUGCAUCAAAUGGAGCCAGCGGCCAGCUGCUCCUAUGACUCUGGCAUGGGGCAACAUCAGCGGGGCAUUGCUAUAGCCACUAGCCACGCCCAUGGCAUUUAAGCGGAUAUUAUGAAUAUUGUUCUCACCCAAGCCAAAUGUAAUUACCAUCUAGUAAGUGUAUUAAAUCGUGAUUUACUUUUA